Molecule: messenger RNA, 840 nt
Organism: Lachancea meyersii CBS 8951
Lineage: Eukaryota; Fungi; Ascomycota; Saccharomycetes; Saccharomycetales; Saccharomycetaceae
Source: the annotation of a GenBank genome assembly
AUGUCAGACACAGACCCAAGACCUUUCAAAUGCGAAACCUGCGGCAAAGGCUUCCAUCGUAUGGAACACAAACGGCGCCAUAUCCGUACCCACACAGGCGAAAAACCACACCAUUGCAACUUUCCCGGCUGCGUCAAGCGGUUCAGCAGAAGCGACGAGCUCAAACGACAUCUUAGAACCCACGUCAGCACCUCCCGACGCAAAGGUCGCAACCGGUCAGACUCGGCUUCGCUUGCAGAACACCACCCGGUCGUCAUCCACCAGCUCCCCCCUAUCCACGCCCCAACGGCCACCGUUGCCCGGUCCAUGGCCUCCUACCCGUCCAUUCCCAGCAUAGUCUCCCCCGUCGUGUCGCCAGCCGUUUCGCCUGUGAUAUCCCCCAUCAUGACGCCCAACAUCGCGACCCCCGGGUCCACACAUUUACUGCAACAAGCCGCUUUCCCAGCUUGUCACUCGUUUCUGUCGUCCACUGCGUCGUCCGUCAGCUCCGUGUUCUCUCAUGACAGCUUGGACACGCCCACGUCCUUGGCAUCCUCCCCAGAUUUGAGACACUCGCUGAAACCGCCUGUCACCGCAUCCAUCAUACUGCCCUCCGUGCCCACUGCGUCGCCUCAGAACUCCGCACUUCCAGCUCCUGUGGCUAGUGCGUGUGCACCAACAGUUCUCGACAGGUCUCGAACUCUGCCUCUGGCUCGGCCGCAGGUGAGAGGCCGAAAUGCUCAGCGCGUCAAAUUCCAACUGACAGAUGACGACGACAGCGAUACCAGUCAGACCACAGAGGUGCGUUUGCCACCUCUACGCUGCAUGCUGGACAACAUACAGUCCUUUCAAGAGCGCUAG